Messenger RNA from Equus quagga, 2530 nucleotides. It is a transcript of the gene EDN3, whose product is annotated as endothelin 3. Gene Ontology annotation, biological process: vein smooth muscle contraction; regulation of systemic arterial blood pressure by endothelin; regulation of vasoconstriction. NCBI's taxonomy places the organism in Eukaryota, Metazoa, Chordata, Mammalia, Perissodactyla, Equidae. Gene Ontology annotation, molecular function: endothelin B receptor binding; hormone activity. The coding region runs from base 341 to 940 and encodes 199 amino acids. The record is from RefSeq and is a predicted model, not a curated record. The transcript is spliced from 5 exons. Gene Ontology annotation, cellular component: extracellular region.
UCCCCCCGCGCCUGGGAGGCGACCCCCGUGCGCCCCGGGUUCAAAGGCCCAGCGCGGCAGCUCCAGCCCCUCCGGGGGGCGGGGAGGCGAGGGGGGUGGUGCAGGAGCCAGAAAAGCCCGAGCCCACAGCCGGCCUGCCCUGCGCAGGGAUGGGCAGCGCGCUGUGAAGUUUGUGAUCGCCGCGGCCAACUCCUGGCCGGAGUCCGGAACACAGCGAGCCAGUGGCCGGCCUCGAACCCCCACAGCUGGAGACGAGGCCAGCUUGCCCGCCCCGAGCGCCCUUUCGCGGCCACAGGCGCCCGUCUUCCUGACCCGGUGCUUCCGCGCCUGAUCGGGGUUCAUGGAGCUGGGGCUGUGGUUCCUUUUCGGGCUCACAGUGACCUCCGCCGCAGGAUUGGUGCCUCACCCCCAGCCUGGGGACGCUGGCAGGAGCGGCGCACCCCUGGGCCCCCCAGCAGACAGAUCUGAGGGGGACGUUGAGGAGACUGUGGCCAUGAUGGCAGUGUGGCGUCCAAGUCCCAGAACCCUUGUGCAGGAACCAGGACCAGCUCUGUUUGGGGAACAGGAGGUCCAGGGGGGCCCUGUGUCCCGCCGAGCCAAACGCUGCACAUGCUUCACCUACAAGGACAAGGAGUGCGUCUACUACUGCCACCUGGACAUCAUCUGGAUCAACACCCCUGAACAGACUGUGCCCUAUGGACUGUCCAACUCCCGGAGCAGGAGGUCCGCGGGACCCUUUCUGCAGAGCCCACAGCCCUCGAAGUGGACGCUACGCUGCACUUGCGCGGAGACUGAUGACAGGGCCUGUGUGCACUUCUGCACCCAAACCCGAGCUGUCGGCAGCUCUCUCCCCACAGGAAUUCAAUGGCAGCAGAAAAACCUGACAAAGAAGAAGAGCGGGCCAGCGGUGCCGAGAGAGACCGGCAUCCAAGAAGGUUGAAGUCAAGCACAGACAGAGCCCGUAGGCUCUAGACCCGCCGUCCAGGGCUCGCCCCGCAGUGACCUCCCCGCCCGGCCGCCACUCUGCUCACUCUUUCAGAAGCCCCUGGGGAGGACGGGCCGCGGCCUCCUGUGUUAGAAAGGCCUCCGUUACUGCUCCUACGGGGGUCGCCUUUCCACCUCUUGGAGGACGAGGAAUGAGUUUUGCCUGGGGGAGAAAACCCAUUCAGAGGGUCCUCACUUAACAAUGCACCCCACCUCGAGAGAGAAUGCCCCCGUCCAAAUGGCCCCGGUUUCUCUAAUCAGUAAAAUGAUCCCAGCUGUGCCCUGGGGCCUGACACCUAUGGCUCUGGUUUCAUGCAGGAAAUUAUUUUUGGAGAAGGAUGGCUCGUUGGAAAGCCACUUGCUGGCUCUCGACUUAAUUUCUCUUGGAGACUAAAUGGACGCCAAGCUAACUCUUGCAAAUGUAAAGACAUGCCCAUCUUGUAAUAGAUGCAACGCGCAGCAGGAGUGUGCAGUCGUGUCCCCACUUAGAGCAGGCACCGGGGAGCCAGGGGGCCACCAGGCGUCAGCUUUAGUCUCGGAUCAUAGCUGCACAGGAGCUGAUGAGUUUGAAGCUUAUAGGAUUUACACAGAAAUUUUCAGCUGUGCUUGGUAGCCACCAAAAGAAUGUCUCUCAAAAAGAAAAAAGAAGCCUGGAUAUUUGUGACAAGAAAAGGAGAAACUUAAUAUCUGCGGGUUUGAGCCCCGGGACACACAGCAGAGAGCCUGCUUUUGCUCAGUUGACUGACUUUCAGUGCCCUUUGCAGACAGUCAGGCUAAUGCACAAUGGACCUUGUUCCCAGGAUGCCUUUGUAAAGGCGUCCGGCUGAAGGCUAUUAGAGUGAAUACUUGCUUUCAUGAAUAAAUGUAGAUCUUUGGGGAAUGGCUUCAAAAUAAGCCUCGAGCACCAACUGUUUGUAAAUUAUAUAAAUUCCUAUUUAUCUAUAUAAUUGCCAACAACCGUGAACUGUAGCACCUGGCAGUUCACAGUCUUUCCCCUGCGCUCUCACCGCCGGGCUGCGAUGACUGUGAGUGUCUGAGAAAGUGAUUCAGUGUGUGAAGUCACCUACAGGGAGAGGCCGCCCACCUCCCCCGACACAGAGUGCACCGAGGGCCCGAUGUGGAGACACUGAGGAUGGUGCCUGACGGAGCGUUGGCCUUGACCAGAUGUUCGAUUCUCUCCGAGUCGUUUGUAAGUUAUUGCAGGUAUGCAAGUGAAUAUCUGUCUCGGGGAAAUGGAGGGGGCCGAUUUGCUAGCAGGAUUGUGUACAGUUUAGAGAAGCAAUUAUUUAUUGUGAAACUAUUCUCUACUUCAGCUUCUUUAUGCGGAUCUGUUAAAAGUAAACCACUGCAUAUAUAUAGAUAGAUAGAUAGAUUUUAAAUUGUGUUCUGAAUCCAAACUCAUAUUCCUUAGAGCUUCAAUUACAUUUUUAAAACGCCUGUGCACGGUUUGGCUCUGUGGCAAGAUGAUAUCUCGGAGAAUAAUUCAUUCACUGUGCUAACAUUCAGAAAAUACUGUCAAAUGCAUAAUAAAAAAAUCUAAAAGUUU